AGCAGCAGUUUUGGCUCAGGGCACCCAGUGCUCCUGGACCAUUCUGCCCUCAAAUGUGGCCUUUUAGGAAACUGCGGGCGACGUUCCAACCUCAAAGCAGAAAUGACCUGCCCGUCACCAUCAACACGAUCACGCUGGCUUUCAGUGAUCCAGGCAUCGAGAGAGGGUUCGUGAAGAACCGCAUGCCCAGAACGGUGACCAACUUCCGCCUGUUGAUCGUCUUGGGUCUCCUGCUGUGUAUUACGUCGCUGAUAAUUAGCGAGUUUUGGAAGUUUGAUCAGUACCCGACUGAAGAGGAGAAUAGAACGAAGACGUUGAUGAUCACCGUUGUUGCUAGCAUCGUGGUCUGGGGCACCCUCCUGCUAGCCGUAAGCUUCGUCCCGGGAUUGUUCGGCGGAGCUAAUUUUGUGGCUCUGGAAGCACGGUGGCGGUUUCAUGGCCACAUCUGCCGUACUUCCCCUCGUGGCCCAUACGUUUGCCUUGCCGUGGUAUGCGGCCCGUGUACUAGGGGUCGAACCUGCGGCGCUCGGGGAGUCUUUCGGCUCCCUGACGGACACCAGGCACGUUCUUGCCAUCGACCUGCUCGUGACUGGCACUCACUUGGCGUUGCCAGUAAGACCAUACGCUCUUGCCAUUGUCGAGGUGGCCAGUUUUCUGGGCUACGUGGUGCCCGCCUGGGCGCUGGGUGGGCCAGAGAUGGAGGACGCGCCGUUCACGACGAUGUUCCUGGCGUGCCUUAUCGGCGCGGCCGCUUGGGGGAAGCGCAGCAUGGAGUUCCAGGAGCGCGUACAGUUCCUGACGCUGAUCAGAGAGAGGAGCCUCCGCUUCCAGUCCGAGUUCGCGCUCUCCCAGCACCAGCUGGGCAAGUUCAAGCAGCAGGGCGUAAGCGCGCCCUCGGAGCCGUCAGAGGCGGGGAAGGAGUCGCUGCCAUCCACCACGGAGUCGGGAAGAGUCUUCAGCGGGAGCAGAUCUGGCAUAUCCAAGGAUCUCAUAGACGAGUUGGCGGCCGUCGGCGCGAGGGAGCAGUGGCUCAUCAGGCAAGAGGAGAUCACCGUCAUCCAGGGUCGACAGCUGGGGGAGGGAGCCUUUGGGAGGGUCGUCCGGGCCAGGUACCAGGGGAUCCACGUGGCGGUCAAGGUCCCAAAGGUGCGCACCAAGAGGAUCACCGACAACUCGCACCUGGUGGAGGUGUGCGACGAGCUGCGCGUCCUCAGGCGCAUCCGCCACCCGAACAUCGUGCUCUUCUACGGGGCGGCCCUGGACCAGAAGAACCACGACCUGGCUCUGGUGCUCGAACUCGUGGACGGCGUGUCGGUCCGGAGCUUAGUGCGCGGCGGCCGGAGGGACGAGGGCGACGGCGUCGGCCCUGCGCGGCCCAGUGCCAUGGAGAGAUCGCAGGUAUUGGUGGACGUAGCAUGUGCCCUGCAAUACCUGCACUCGCGCACCCCUGCCAUUGCCCACGGCGACCUGAAGGACCGCAACGUCUUCGUGGAGGUGCCACGCGCCCGCGCCUCGGUGCGGGCGAAGCUCCUGGACUUCGGGCUGUCGCGCGUGCUGACGCGGCAUGCCAAGCCGAUGGGUGGCACCCUGUGCUGGGCCGCGCCAGAGCUCUUGCGGACCAUGGGCACGGCCACCGGCACAGCCCCCGACGUCUUCUCCUUCGGCCGCCUCGCCUACUUUGUCGUCACCGGGCGGCUGCCCUUCCAGAGCACGAUGGUCGGGAACAUCGAGGCGGCGGUUGCGCAGCUCGUCGCUCCCCUCGAGUGGUCGCCCGGCAGCUGGCUGAGCGACAGAUGGCGGCCCCUCGUGGAGCAGUGCGCUCGCGAGGAGGCAUCGGCGAGGCCAGCGAUGCAGCAGGUCUACAGGCUGGCCGCGGACUGUCACGGCGAGAUGCUGGAGUCGGUGGCGUCGGAGCUCCCGCUGGACAUCCCCCGGCUGAUCGCGGAGAACCAGGCGAGCGGUGACGCGCAGGCAGGGGACAGCGCAGGCAGGCCACAGAGUUCCGAGCAGACCCAGCUGGCCACCACCGCGACGAGCAUCUCACAGACGGAGAGGACAGAUACGCUCACAAUGCCACUGUCUCGCUAUGCCAGAACGCCCGACACCACUGCCAUUCUCUUGCUCAUCGAGACUGUCGUGAGCCUGAAUUUGCAGAUCCCCGCGCAGUCUUGCUGCGAGUUCCAUGGCACGGUGCGGUCUAUGGAGAAGUUGCUGCUCAGCCUCCUCCAUAAGCCGUGCAAGAGGUGGGAGUCCUUCGACAGUGAGACAGGGCCCAUUGUCGGCCAGUGUUCUCAGUGCGGGGUUCUGAUACGGAAAAACGUGCAGGACAGCAGCAGAAACACGCUGCCAGCCAUCUUUGAGUGCUUCUUCUGUGAGCACCAAAACACUCCUGCAGACUAGGGAAAACACGCUGUCGACCACUAGCUGCGCCGAAAGGAUUUGCGAGCCCGCCUCGGCUGUGUCACAAGGGUUGCUGGUGCUCGUGCGCCGCAAGGCAUCCCGUCACAAAGGUAGUUUCUUCGGCUGACAGUCUGGUUGUGCUCGGCUGCCGCGAGCUCUGUAUACUGCGAGCUGGCCUUUCAAAUUCUCCUUGCUUCGCAUAUCCCCAUCAGUCCAUUCGGAAACCCUGCCCAUGAGAGGUGACGGGAAAAGGGAUCCACGCUGAGAUAAGGACCUCUUCGGACUGGGAAGGGCCUUUUGUACCUUAGGUCAUGGCGCUCCCCUUCCCCCUCCUCUUCAUCCAUCCUCUUCCUCCUCCUCUCCUCUCGCAGCGCUCGAGAGUCCAGAGUUCAGCCGCAACGUGAUAUCUCUUGUACUCGCGGACCGCCCAUGACGGGAUUGUGGUUUAAGUAUAUAGCCAAGCGGCCCUUGACCAGCUGUUGGAUGUGUUGUAGUGGUCCUCGCUUUUUUUGGGGGGGGGCCUUGCCGGCAAUCGUGCACGCUGGUUCGAUUGCAUCGGCCCAGCCGCCUCCCCCGAGCAGGUCGACGUCGAGGCCGAGGAGGGAG
Messenger RNA from Prorocentrum cordatum, 3006 nucleotides. The record is from the annotation of a GenBank genome assembly. NCBI's taxonomy places the organism in Eukaryota, Dinophyceae, Prorocentrales, Prorocentraceae.